Molecule: messenger RNA, 313 nt
Organism: Amoebophrya sp. A120
Lineage: Eukaryota; Dinophyceae; Syndiniales; Amoebophryaceae
Source: the annotation of a GenBank genome assembly
AUGCAAAGAUCCCUCCCAGGAGAAGUGGCGUUACCUUUGGAACUCCAAGUGUUUUUUUCAGUGGUGACGAGCAGUUCCUCAUCUUUUUCUUCUUCCUCUUCUUUUUGCCCGGCAACUUCUACAACUUCUGUGGAACGACAAGUGGUGCAGGACAAAGAACACCUCGAAUUUCUGCAGCUUUGGGCUCGCGCCCUGCGGGAGGACGAGACCGAUGCGCCAACACAUUUCUCGCCAGAAGUACUGGUGAAAAAAGUGAGUCGGCUGGCGUUCUUGAUGAAGCGAAACUUUGCCAUCGACUGGGACGAGUUGGAGC